Molecule: messenger RNA, 606 nt
Organism: Lepidothrix coronata (blue-crowned manakin)
Lineage: Eukaryota; Metazoa; Chordata; Aves; Passeriformes; Pipridae
Product: mediator of RNA polymerase II transcription subunit 21-like
Exons: 2
Coding region: 55-285 (76 amino acids)
Biological process (GO): regulation of transcription by RNA polymerase II
Cellular component (GO): mediator complex
Molecular function (GO): transcription coregulator activity
Source: RefSeq, a predicted model, not a curated record
CAGUUCCUCCUUCGGGCGCGCAGGGGGCGCCGCGGCGGGCGGGGCGGGGCGGCCAUGGCGGACCGGCUGACGCAGCUGCAGGACGCGGUGAACUCGCUCGCAGACCAGUUCUGUAACGCCAUCGGAGUGCUGCAGCAGUGCGGGCCCCCGGCCUCCUUCAGCAACAUCCAGACCGCCAUCAACAAGGACCAGCCCGCCAACCCUACGGAAGGCAAGUCUGGCUUGGGCAUCGGGAGUGCAGAGCCCGGUCUCGGCCGACAAUCAGGGCGGGAGCUGGGGGAGUGAUGGAGGUUAAGUCGCUCGUUGCGUAAGAUUGUGGCAGCAGAAAUGCGGUUUUAAGAGCCAGCGAAGCAUCACGAUGUAUUUCUUGUGCUGGUGUCUGUGCAGAGGCAGAGCAGCUCCACAGCUCUAAACUGCUUCAAUACAACUGUGGAAACACGUUGUUAGCGAGCUGCCCAUUACUUCCAAGAAGCCUUUUUAGAAAGGAUUUCAUAAAAGGAUCUCAUUAGUUCUAUGGAAUCAUGGAUGAGGUUAAAAUUCUCCAUGUCAUAAACCUUUAAUUACUUGUGUUUGUCUGCGUAUCAUGGAAUCAUAGAAGGUUAAGGG